AUGCCUCGUGUCGCGCAGGCACCGCGUGCAAACAGCACAAGAAGCAACAGCAGGUCGGCGUCGGGGUCGCUCUCGCAGUCGCCUUUCAAGAACUCGCCGGUGAAGAUCCCUCUCAACGAUGAUGCGCAGGAAAAGGCCGCGCGCCUGCAGUCGCGACAGGCGCUGCACGAAGCUCAGAUCAACCAGCUCAAGGCAGCCGCCACACCAACUACCCGCAAAGUGAGCAACAUACGCCUCGACGACCUCGAAAAUGCAUCGCCCAGCUCCAGUGGCAGCCCGCGCACACCGUUGGGCGACCGGACCCCGCGUGGUCGCAAGCGCCAGAGCCUGGGCGCCGGUGGUAUCAACAGCCGAGACGCCGUUGCCGCUGCGGCCGCUGCAUCGGGCAACCGGGCCAUUCUCGGUGGCCGUGCUGGCGACGACGACGACGAAGACGACGACCGCGUGGUGGUCGGUGGUGCGGUGGUGACGCCUAUGAAGCGGGUACCGAUCCUCGCCAACUUUGAAGAGUGGAUGAAGAUGGCCACAGACAACAAGAUCAACGCGACCAACUCAUGGAACUUUGCGCUCAUCGACUACUUCCACGACAUGUCCCUCCUCAAAGAGGGCGACGGCGUCAACUUCCAAAAGGCCAGCUGCACGCUCGACGGGUGCGUCAAGAUCUACACGAGCCGUGUUGACAGUGUGGCAACCGAGACGGGAAAGCUGCUCAGUGGCCUAGCGGACAGCCGCGAGAGCAAAAAGAAGGGCGGCGCUGGUGCAGGCGACGGCGAGGAGAGCGAAGACGAAGACGAGUUGGACGAAGACGGCAAUCCCAAGAAGAAGCCCAAGAAGAAGCAGCGGUCUGAGGCUACGCUCGCCCCCUCGUUUGCGUCGCUGCAGCUCAAGAAGCUCGAGCUUGAGUUUGCUGUUGACCCACUCUUCAAGAAAGCCUCCGCGGACUUCGACGAGGGCGGCGCCAAGGGCCUCCUCCUCAACCACCUCAUGAUCGACGGCCAGGGCCGUAUUGUGUUUGAUAGCAGCGAUGACGCUAACGAUAUCGCCAAGACACGCAAGAAAGACGGCAAGAAAGGCAAGAAGCAGAGUGAGGAGGGUGAGGAGGAGGAGGGCGAAGAGGCGGACGACGACGACAUUGACGACGACAACUUGGAGGCCGAGCCCGACUCGUUUAUCGAGGAGGAUGUCGACGACCAGGACGUUCCGAUUGAUGUCGCCUCCCUGGGACAUCGCUUCUUCCCUGAGCUGCACCGCCUGGAAGAGCUCGAUGUUUGCCCAUCGCUCAAGACGUUCGACCUCGGCAACCCAUCCGGCUCCCUGGACAUUCCCUUCUUGCGUGGCCCCGAGAACAAUGGCGAGGACAACGCGGACGGCGACAAAUCGGCAAUGUUUAUUGACGAGGACAACCCGCUUGGCUUUGACGACACGGAUGCUCUCGGCGGCUUCGACCUGGGCGGCGAUGUAAAUUUCGGCGAAGGUGGUGAGGCCUGGGCGCGCGAGGCCCGGUUAGAACCGCAAAUGCGUGUUUACAAUGCAGAUGGUGAUGUCGGCGACGAUCUGCUGUUGCUUGGUGGACCGGGUGGCAAUGGUGGCGAGACGGACGAUUUCACCAUCGCUAUGGCCCACUCCUCGCAGCAGCCCGACAAGCUGCACGACAACAUCCUCAGCUACUUUGACCAAGCACUUCGCAAGAACUGGGUGAGCGCCGAGCAUUGGCGUAUCCGCAAGAUCAAGGACGUCAACAAACCAGCCUCUGCGGCGAAGCCACGCAAGGAGAAGGAGCCGUUUGCGAUUGACUUUGAGGCACCGCUCGACAACGUCAUGGCAGAACUUCUGUACACGCAGGCGUCCAGCAACACGGCCAUCACACUGCCCAAGAAGGACUGGAAGGCCAAGUCGCGCAACCUGCUUCCUGAUGACAAGCACUUCCAUAGCAAGCAGCUGCUGUCGCUCUUCCUCAAGCCCAAGGCCCGACUGAGCCGGCGACGCAUGCAGUUUGGCGGCUUCGGUGCCGGCAGUUUGUUCAGCCAACUGCAGCAACAACAGCAGCCGGACGUGCCCGAAGGCGAGAUGAACGAGGCCUUCUGGGCAUCACAAAAGGACCCGCUGCGACCAACGGUCGAAGACGGCGCAAAUGGCGGGUCCGAUGGCGAGCCACACGGCGACUACGAUGCCAACUUCUUCGCAGACGACGGCCUGCCAUUUGCUGGAGGCGACGAUGACGACGAUAUGGACGGUGAGGAGUUUGCCGACGCCCGCGAACACUUCAGUCCUGUCGAUGGUGCUGGCCUGGGUGGUGGCAUGGACGCGGGCAUGACACAAGGGUUUACCCAAGGGCUCGGGUUCACGCAAGGCUUCACAACGGGCUUCGGUGGUUUGACGGUUACCAACCCGGCUGACCUUGCCUUUGGCACGACGCUGGUGACGUCGAGCCGGCGGGUGCGUCCCGAGUACGUGCAGUAUGCACGUGUGGCCAAGCGCGUGGACGUGCGGAGGCUGAAGGAAGAGCUGUGGAAGGGCAUGUCCUUCGACAAGGGCGUGGCAGCGUCGCGUCUGUUGACACCGCCGCCUGCAGAAGCAGGGACUGCCAGCAUCGAUGAGCAACUGGCUGCGUCCGAGGAAACACCGGCGCAGUCCGAAGAGGACAAGAUGCUCAAGUUCACGGACGUGAUGAAUGGGUUGCAGUCAGUGUACUCCAAGUCGAUGAUGGACGACAUCUCGACGAGUUACUGCUUUAUCAGCCUGUUGCAUCUGGCCAACGAAAAGGGCCUGCUAAUCAACAAGACGGAGUCUCUGACGGAUCUGGACAUCCGCAAGGACUGGACGGCGGAGAUUACAGCGGAGUAG
Molecule: messenger RNA, 2844 nt
Organism: Sporothrix brasiliensis 5110
Lineage: Eukaryota; Fungi; Ascomycota; Sordariomycetes; Ophiostomatales; Ophiostomataceae
Product: condensin complex subunit 2
Exons: 2
Coding region: 1-2844 (947 amino acids)
Biological process (GO): mitotic chromosome condensation
Cellular component (GO): condensin complex
Molecular function (GO): chromatin binding
Source: RefSeq, a predicted model, not a curated record